Molecule: messenger RNA, 2247 nt
Organism: Terrapene triunguis (Three-toed box turtle)
Lineage: Eukaryota; Metazoa; Chordata; Testudines; Emydidae
Gene: CDH12
Product: cadherin 12
Exons: 12
Biological process (GO): cell morphogenesis; calcium-dependent cell-cell adhesion; cell-cell junction assembly
Cellular component (GO): adherens junction; plasma membrane; catenin complex
Molecular function (GO): calcium ion binding; cadherin binding
Source: RefSeq, a predicted model, not a curated record
AUGCCAGGGAGGAGGUCAUCCGCCCAGCGGGUCAAACGAGGCUGGGUAUGGAAUCAGUUUUUUGUGCUGGAGGAAUACAUGGGCUCUGAACCCCAGUAUGUGGGAAAGCUUCAUUCUGACUUGGACAAGGGAGCGGGCACUGUUAAAUACACCCUCUCAGGAGAUGGAGCUGGCACAGUGUUUACCAUCGACGAGACCACAGGGGACAUACACGCCAUAAGGAGCCUUGAUAGAGAAGAAAAGCCUUUCUACACACUCCGUGCUCAGGCUGUGGACAUAGACACCAGGAAACCACUGGAGCCUGAAUCAGAGUUCAUCAUCAAAGUGCAGGACAUUAAUGAUAAUGAGCCAAAGUUCCUAGAUGGUCCAUAUGUUGCCAGUGUACCAGAAAUGUCUCCAGUGGGCGCAUACGUGCUUCAGGUUAAAGCUACAGAUGCUGACGAUCCAACAUACGGAAACAGUGCCAGAGUGGUUUAUAGCAUUCUUCAGGGGCAACCAUACUUCUCCAUUGAUCCUAAGACAGGUGUAAUAAGAACAGCUUUGCCAAACAUGGACAGAGAGGUCAAAGAACAAUAUCAAGUCCUCAUCCAAGCCAAGGAUAUGGGAGGACAGCUGGGAGGAUUAGCUGGAACUACCACUGUAAACAUAACUCUCACCGAUGUCAAUGACAACCCACCCAGGUUUCCCAAGAGUAUCUUCCAUUUGAAAGUACCCGAGUCCUCACUUGUUGGUUCAGCCAUUGGAAGAAUCAGAGCUGUGGAUCCUGACUUUGGGAAAAAUGCAGAAAUUGAAUACAACAUUGUCCCAGGAGAUGGAGGGAAUUUAUUUGACAUCACCACAGAUGAGAACACCCAGGAAGGGGUCAUCAAACUGAAAAAGCCAUUAGACUUUGAAACAAAAAAGGCAUAUACCUUUAAAGUAGAGGCCUCCAAUGUUCAUCUUGAUCAUCGAUUCCACUCUGUGGGUCCAUUCAAAGAUACAGCCACUGUGAAGAUCAAUGUGUUGGAUGUGGAUGAACCUCCAGUUUUCAGCAAGCCUAUGUACACCAUGGAGGUUUAUGAGGAUACUCCUGUUGGGACGAUUAUAGGUGCUGUAACUGCACAGGACCUUGAUGUUGGCAGCAGUUCUGUUAGGUACUUCAUAGAUCGGAAGAGUGAUUCAGACAGCUACUUUACAAUAGAUGGAUCUGAAGGAACCAUUGCAACUAAUGAAUUACUGGACAGAGAAAGCACCGCACAGUACAAUUUCUCUAUAAUUGCAAGUAAAGUUAGUAAUCCAUUACUAACCAGCAAGGUCAAUGUUAUAAUAAAUGUCUUAGAUGUCAACGAAUUUCCUCCAGAAAUUUCAGUGCCAUAUGAGACAUCUGUAUGUGAAAACGCAAAACCGGGACAGGUAAUUCAGACUGUCAGUGCUGCGGACAAAGAUUUGUCCCCUGCUGGACAAAGGUUUUCCUUUAGACUGUCACCUGAGGCGUCCACCAAACCAAAUUUCACAGUCCAAGACUACAGGAACAACACAGCUGGAAUUGAAACCAGGAGAAGUGGCUACAGCCGUAGGCAGCAAGACUUGUAUUUCCUCCCAGUUGUGAUAGAAGACAGCAGCUAUCCUGUACAGAGCAGCACAAACACAAUGACUAUCCACGUUUGUAGAUGCGAUUCUGAUGGUACCAUCCUAUCCUGCAAUGUUGAAGCAAUCUUCCUACCAGUUGGACUCAGCACAGGAGCUUUGAUCGCAAUAUUGCUGUGUAUUGUUAUACUUCUAGUCAUUGUUGUGCUGUACGUAGCACUUCGAAGGCAGAAGAAAAAAGACACCCUGAUGACCUCUAAAGAAGACAUCAGAGACAAUGUUAUCCAUUAUGAUGAUGAAGGAGGUGGGGAGGAAGACACCCAGGCUUUCGACAUCGGUGCCCUGAGGAAUCCAAAAGUGAUUGAAGAUAACAAAAUACGCAGGGAUAUAAAACCAGACUCUCUAUGUUUCCCACGUCAGAGACCACCAGUGGAAGACAACACAGACAUAAGAGAUUUCAUUAAUCAAAGGCUGCAGGAAAACGAUGCGGAUCCCACUGCACCCCCUUAUGAUUCACUGGCAACCUAUGCCUAUGAAGGAAAUGGAUCUGUAGCAGAGUCUCUGAGCUCUAUAGAUUCACUUACUACAGAUGCAGACCAGGAUUACGAUUACCUGAGUGACUGGGGACCCCGCUUUAAAGUCUUGGCAGAGAUGUUCGGCAUCGACAUUGGAAGCGGUGCA